Messenger RNA from Trypanosoma cruzi, 5196 nucleotides. Its product is annotated as RNA polymerase IIA largest subunit, putative. Gene Ontology annotation, biological process: DNA-templated transcription. NCBI's taxonomy places the organism in Eukaryota, Euglenozoa, Kinetoplastea, Trypanosomatida, Trypanosomatidae. Gene Ontology annotation, molecular function: DNA binding. The transcript has a single exon. Bases 1 to 5196 code for a protein of 1731 amino acids. Gene Ontology annotation, cellular component: RNA polymerase II, core complex. The record is from RefSeq and is a predicted model, not a curated record.
AUGUCCGGCGGGGCCCCACUGCCACCGUCGCAGAUGGACUUACAGAAGGUCGUGGAAGUGCAGUUUGAGAUGUUUAAGGAAAAGCAGAUUAAAGACUACGCCGUGUGUCUCGUGGAGCACGCCAAGUCGUAUGAGCGCGGCCAACCUGUGCGUGGGGGCAUUAAUGAUCUUCGCAUGGGAACCACCGACUUUGAGUUUGCCUGCGAGACGUGUCACCGAAAGCACCCGGAGUGCCCCGGUCACUUUGGCUACAUUGACCUUGCGGAACCUGUUUUUAACAUCGGCGUCUUUGACAUCGUGCUGCAGGUACUGAAGUGCGUCUGCAAGUCCUGCGGCGCACUCCUCAUGGACACCAACGACCCGCAGGUGCACAAGAAGUUGCAGCACCUCACCGGCGUGAAUCGCCUGCGCCAAGUGGUAAAGAUGUGCGGCAUGAAAUGUCGCAUGUCAACGGAUGCCACAACGCCCGAGGAAGCGGUUGUGGCGCGCGGGUGUGGCGCAACGCAGCCUCGCAUUGGCCGCUACCUCGGCAUCUACCCAACCCUUAUCAUCAAGGCAACGCUGGAGGAGCAGGACAUGGUGUGGCACGCGGACACCGCGCGCCAAGUGCUCGACCGUGUCUCCGACGAGGACGCGCGGGUGAUGGGGUUUGACGCGUUGCGCUGUCACCCACGCGACCUCGUGCUGACGGUCCUGCCGGUGCCACCGCCGCAAGUGCGGCCCGCCAUAUCGUUUGGCAGCCUCAAGUCGGACGACGAGCUCACGCAUCAGAUUAUGUCAAUUGUGAAGCGCAAUAAUCAGCUGCGGAAGGACAAGGAGUCUGAUGUGCAGGUGGCAGUGGACCGCAGUCGCGCGCUGCUGCAAGAGCAUGUGGCCGCGUACUUCAACAACGCUUCCAUGUACUACAAGCCAACGAAGGUGAACGACACGAAGAAGCUCAAGUCACUGACGGAACGUCUGAAGGGAAAGUACGGCCGUCUACGCGGGAAUCUGAUGGGCAAGCGCGUGGAUUUUUCUGCCCGAACUGUCAUUACAGGCGAUCCGAACAUUGACGUGGAUGAAGUUGGUGUGCCCUUCUCUAUCGCCAUGACGCUUACCUUUCCGGAACGCGUGAGCGCGGUCAACAAGAAGCGGCUUACGGAGUUUGUGCGUCGGCCGGUAUACCCCUCCGCAAACUACAUUCAUCACCCCAAUGGGACCACUACCAAACUGGCGUUGCGGCGCGACCGUUCGAAAGUGACGCUCAACAUUGGCGACGUCGUGGAGCGGCACGUCAUAAACGGCGAUGUUGUGCUUUUCAACCGGCAGCCCACACUGCACCGUAUGAGUAUGAUGGGCCACCGUGUGCGGGUGUUAAAUUACAACACGUUUCGUCUGAAUCUCUCGUGCACAACGCCGUACAAUGCGGAUUUUGAUGGUGACGAAAUGAAUCUGCACGUGCCGCAGAGUCUUCUCACGAAGGCGGAGCUUAUUGAAAUGAUGAUGGUGCCAAAGAAUUUUGUGUCGCCCAACAAGUCUGCUCCGUGCAUGGGCAUUGUCCAGGACAGUCUUCUCGGCAGUUAUCGGCUCACGGACAAGGACACGUUUCUUGACAAGUACUUUGUGCAGAGUGUUGCUCUCUGGUUGGACCUGUGGCAGUUGCCCGUGCCGGCCGUGCUAAAGCCGCGACCUCUGUGGACAGGAAAACAGGUCUUUUCGCUCAUUCUUCCAGAAGUGAACCAUCCGGCGACGCCGCAGGAGAGACCGCCGUUCCCGCACAACGACUCCAGCAUUAUGAUACGACGGGGGCAGCUGUUGUGUGGGCCCAUCACGAAGGGCAUCGUUGGCGCCGCCCCGGGAUCUCUCAUUCACGUCAUUUUCAACGAACGCGGGUCGGAUGAAGUGGCUCGCUUUAUCAACGGCGUGCAGCGCAUCACGACAUUUUUCCUCAUCAAUUUUGGUUUCAGUGUCGGUGUGCAGGACACGGUCGCGGAUGCGGACACGCUUCGGCAGAUGAACGAGGUCCUGGUGAAGACGCGUGAGAACGUCGAAAAGAUCGGUGCGGCGGCCAACAACCGCACUCUCAACCGAAAGGCUGGUAUGACGCUUUUGCAGUCCUUUGAGGCGGAUGUGAACAGCGCGCUGAACAAGUGCCGCGAAGAGGCGGCCAAAAAGGCUUUGAGUAACGUGCGCCGUACGAACAGCUUCAAGGUGAUGAUUGAGGCGGGCAGUAAAGGGACGGAUCUGAAUAUCUGCCAGAUUGCUGUUUUUGUCGGCCAGCAGAACGUUGCCGGCAGCCGAAUCCCAUUUGGCUUUCGCCGUCGCACACUGCCACACUUCAUGUUGGAUGACUACGGUGAAACCUCGCGAGGCAUGGCAAACCGCGGGUACGUGGAAGGGCUCAAACCACACGAGUUCUUUUUCCAUACGAUGGCGGGUCGAGAGGGACUUAUUGACACGGCCGUCAAGACAUCUGACACAGGGUACCUGCAGCGUAAACUUAUCAAGGCACUCGAAGACGUUCACGCCGCGUACGAUGGCACUGUGCGCAACGCUAAUCAAGAACUCAUUCAGUUCAUGUAUGGCGAGGAUGGCUUGGACGGGGCUCGUAUUGAGGGCGGGCAGCUCUUCCCUCUUCCAUUUCGUGACAACAAAGAGAUGGAAAGUACAUACAAGUACGAGUACGACGAGACAGGUGCAUUUAACGAGAAAGUGGGCGGUGCGUACAUGGACCCGCAUGUAAAAAAGAUGCUGCGUGCAGAUCCGGAGAACGUGCGGAAACUGCAGAGUGAGUUUGAUCAGCUUAUGGCCGACCGUGACUGGGCACGUCGAAUGAUGGACUUGGAGGAGCGGGAGAAGUUGAAGCUGAACUUACCCGUGAACAUUGGCCGCCUCAUUCAAAACGCACGGAGCACCAUGGGGAAGCGUAGUCAAGUCUCUAAUCUCAGUCCUGUCACCAUCAUUGACCAUGUGCGGAAGCUGCAGGAAGACAUGCUCAAAUUGUUCCCGUGCUACCACAAGGGCGUGGACGGCCGCAUCCACAACUUGCUUAGCCGUCAGCGCAUUGAGAAUGCCUUGACACUCUUCAGCGUCCACUUACGGCAACUGCUUGCCUCCAAGCGGGUGCUACGGGAGUAUAAACUUAAUGAUAAGGCCUUUGAGUAUUUGUUGAAAGAAAUACGUACAAAGUACCUUCAGUCUCUCGUCUCACCUGGCGAAAACAUUGGGGCAAUUGCGGCGCAAUCCUGCGGUGAGCCAGCAACGCAGAUGACACUUAAUACAUUUCACAAUGCGGGCAUUUCCUCCAAAAAUGUCACACUUGGCGUUCCACGGCUACUUGAGCUCCUUAAUGUGUCGCGGCAUCAGAAACAUGCGAGCAUGAACGUCUCCCUAUACCCGCCGUGGGACAAGAAGCGUACCGCACAGCAGGCUCAACACCUAAUUGAGUACUGUACAUUGGAAAGCGUCACAAAACGCAUCCAGUUUAUUUACGAUCCUGAUCCACGUGAGACGGUUGUGGAGGCAGACCGUGCCAUCUUGGAGCUGGAGUGGAGCGUCAUGGAUGAGAGCGACGAGCGGGCACGACUCCAGGAGGUGGAGAACGGCUCCCCAUGGAUUGCAAGACUUGAACUUGAUGCCGACAUGUUUGUGGAUAAGGCACUUAAUAUGAAGGACGUCAAGCAGGCAAUUUUGCGUGUGGACGAUGGGUAUGUGAUAGAGACAGGUAUGGCAAACGACACAAAGGAGCGCACCAUACGUAUGCGACCCAAGAAGAAUGAUGGGGUGGACUCCAUUCCCCGGCUGAAGCAUGCCAUUCCGGAGCUGCUUGCGCGUGUGCAUCUGCGUGGUAUUCCUGGCGUGCGGAAGGCACUGUUGAAAGACAGGACAACGUUUACAGUGGACCCCGCCACAGGGAAGAUGACAGGUGAGAAGACUUGGUUGAUUGACACAGAUGGGACCGCGCUGCGCCGUGCCUUCAUUGGCAUUGUGGACGAGAAGGGUAAUAAUAUUAUUAACGCCACCCGGACAAGUAGCAACAAGGUUCCCGAAGUCUGUAGCCUUCUUGGCAUUGAGGCGGCACGCUACAAGAUGCUGCAUGAGUUGCGUGAGGCUUACCUUGCCUACGGUCUUAACAUCAACUACCGUCACUACACCAUACUGGUGGACACGAUAUGUCAGCGGGGUUAUCUGAUGGCCGUUUCACGCGUUGGUAUUAAUCGCUCGGAAAUGUCGGGACCUCUGAUGCGCUGUUCGUUUGAGGAAACUGUGAAAGUUCUUAUGGCUGCCGCGGCUUUUGGUGAGCGAGAUCCUGUGCGUGGUGUAUCAGCAAACCUUGUGCUUGGUAAUCAGGCUCGUAUUGGCACGGGUCUCUUUGAUCUCGUGUUGAAUAUGGCGGCGCUGCAGCAGGCGGUGCCUCAGGAGGAUGCCGUGGCGCCCGGCAAGGAAGUGAAUGUCUACCACGGCCUUGCCUCAACGCAGAACCUACCGUCAUCCAUGCCCUACCGCGCAAAGGAUCAUGAGACCACACCAUUUGUAAAUGACGCAAGCCUUUUCUUCCGUGAGGGUGUUGGCGGCAGCUCCUCCGCUGCUCCUUUGACAGCAUCAACACUUUAUGGUGGUAUGCAUGAGGCGAGUGCGGUGCACUUCAGUCAGGCGUACCCUGCGAUGGGCAUGUCGGAUCAGCGAGUGCGGGCCUCAAGCGUCUCGCAGCCAUACAGCGUCAUGUCGUCGGCGAGCGUAUACAACCCUGCCUCUAUGCAAGUGCCUUCGGCGUUGCCCAGCAGCGUGGACUACAGCGAGGCCUCUUCCUUCCACAUUCAGUCCAGCAUGGCAAUGCCGUCGGUUCCCUCUUCACCGCAAUUUGAAGCGCCACAGGCAUUUGGUGGCGGUCGAUUCGGCGGUCUCUCUCCGGCAUACGUGCCCUCUGUUAUGUCGAGUGUGGCGACACAGCCGUAUCAAUGCGUCGGCGACUCGGAAUCCCAGCAGUCCGCGUCUUAUGUGCCGACUCUGUCGCCCGCCUACUCUGCCUACACGGCACGGCGUUCCGUGGUGGCGUCACGUGCCAGCGCCUCUCGUGUCGAUCAGCAGUCGCAGCAGCAGGAGGACGACUCUGCAAGUUACUUACCGAAGUCGCCGGGAUUGCACGGGUUACCACCUCCAGUUGGUGAGUUCUCUCUAACAGAAGAUCCGGAGGAGGAGGAGGAAGGGCACCAGUAG